AUGGUAUGGCGUGUUCCAGGGAAACUGCUGGAAGUAACGCCAGGCGAACAGCUGUGGUUUGGAUCAUCCAAGACCAAGCAGACGAUAACGCUGAGCAACAUCCGAAGAGCUGGAGUCGCCUUUAAGGUGAAGACCACGUCUCCGGACAAGUUCCGCGUGCGUCCCAGCAGCGGGGUGGUACCCACCGGGCGGCGCGUGGUGGUGGAGCUGGAGCUGUGUGACGGCGUCACACCGCAGCACGUCGUCACGGACCGCUUCCUCAUCCUGGCGGCCGGCGUACCGCACGAGCGCGUGCCUGCCCGCGACAUGGGACGCCUCUGGAGGAGCCUGCCUAGCGGAGACAAGCUGGAGCACUGCCUGCGCUGCGCGGCCGCGCCCGCGCUCAACGACCCGCUGAUGGCGCUGGUGCGCGGCCUCGGCACCCGGCUGGAGGCCGUCAGCCAGCGGCUGGAGAAGCAGCAGCAGCUGGCUACGGAGACGGAGCAGCAGUACGCCAAGACGCGCCGCCGGCUGGGCGUGGCGCUGGCGCUCAUCGCCGCCACAGCCGUCGCCAACCUGUGUCUGGCGCUCACCGUGACCAGGUGUUGAACUCCUUGGCCGUCACUGUUGGCCAGCAAGCGGUGAGAAGGCCGCCGCGGGAGGGAGCCAAUCCAGACGAACCAUGUGGGUUGGUCGCCACACUGGCAACCCACGCUCCGAAUGUCGUCGAAGGCAGGCCAAUCCACCAGUCGACGCCGUGAAGCCGUUCUUACCUCAGAAAUGUUACCCCGGGCUGUGGUCGGUCCAAGAGAAACCAAAGGGCAGAGCUGGCGUGCAAUCAAACAUAGGAUAGCAAGUCAGAAGUCUGUGGGAGCAUCUGCUUUUUGGUAGCGGAGGCCGCGCUCCCGUCUGGCGCAGGCUGGUUGGGCUACCAGUGUCACGAGUGCCAGAGCACGUACUCUGACCGGUGGUGUGCGUGCUUCCAAGUGUUCAGCUCAGACAUUUAGCUGCUGAUCACACGCGUGUGUGACAUCAGAUCUUAAGGUGCCAGCUGUCGUCGUCAGGAAGUUCAACGUGUUGGCUGGCCGUUAGUGACGUCUUUGAUCGUACCGAUGGAGUGGCGGCUCGGGAGAAAGCCAACAAAUAUAUGAAUCAUACAA
Pollicipes pollicipes is the source of this 1139-nucleotide messenger RNA. Its product is annotated as motile sperm domain-containing protein 2-like. The transcript is spliced from 4 exons. Lineage: Eukaryota; Metazoa; Arthropoda; Thecostraca; Pollicipedomorpha; Pollicipedidae. Gene Ontology annotation, cellular component: endomembrane system; endoplasmic reticulum-endosome membrane contact site. The record is from RefSeq and is a predicted model, not a curated record. The coding region runs from base 1 to 588 and encodes 195 amino acids.